AUGGCGCGCGCGCGCGAUCCCGCCCUUCUACCUCCGUUUCCUAUAGGCAGUCCCGGCUCGUCUACCGCCAGUUUGAAAAUUAAACAGCCUCAGCGCUUCCCAUUGGGCCCUCUUUGCCAUCACGUGAUUUUGCUUCCCCCACUCAGACCGUUUCGCGCGCCUUUUCGAAUGAUUUUUAUCUAUAGUCCCUGUAUCCUUCCUCCUCACUCGGCCAGGAGGGAGGGAAAUAAAAUAGUCCCUGAAAGAUGUCUGUCCCGGCAGCCGGAAUUUCUGCAGCUCCAGAAGGGUGAUUUUUGUCAGCAGGUAAGACUUCCAGUUUCAAAGAUGCCACUCUUUGGGAAAAUUGUUGUUAUUAAAAGGAAUGGGACCGAUGGAAUCCAUUUUCCACUCACUGCAAGUUCUUGUUUAUUUGGAAGGAAAACGGAGUGUGAUAUCCGCAUACAGCUGCCUCAGGUCUCAAAAGAACAUUGUAAAAUUGAAGUCAAUGAGAACAAGGAGGCAAUCUUGAUUAAUUUAAGUACUGUAAAUCCAACGCAAUUGAAUGGUAACAGUUUUCAGCAACCUGCACAUCUGAAGCAUGGAGAUGUGUUCACUAUUGUUGAUCGUUCUUUCAGGUUUGAAUAUCCUCCUCAAUCAACUCCAAAAAAGAGACUUUCUAGAACUCCAAAAAAUGAAACCCUACAGGUUCUUCAUGUUCAGCAGGUGGCAGAAGUGGAAUUACAGAGCCCAACAUCUAAAAGUCCUCAUACGUCUGAUAAAAACAUAGAAUGUGAAGGCCAAAAUUUUGGUGAAAAUGACAAGCAAAGCACUGAGGAAGAUAUUUCCAGAGUUGUACUAGCCAAACAACAUGCAACAUCUAAAUCAACAUACAGAACAGCUAAAUCUAACAGAAGAGAAAAUGAGAUGUCUCCUUUUAGCAAACUUUAUGAAUUGUUGAAAAACGAGAUUGAUGUGAAAACACAGAAAGAUGGCAACGAAGAGAUACCUAUGCCACGACAUGCAGAGACUAAUGCCCAGCAAAUUUCAUUAUUGAUAUUUCCAUCUGGUCAAGAGACCCAAACUAAGGAAAAAGAGACAAUCAUUGGUGAAAAUAUUGAACAGUCUAAAGUUAAAGAACAAGAAAUAAAUGAUGUGGAACUUAAUCAGAUUUCUACUGAAGGAAAUAGUUCUAAGACCAAUGAAAUAAGUUCUGCAAAUUCAGGUGAACCACAGACUGGACAAGAUCCAUCAUUAGGAGUUAAAGCAACAGAAAUUGCAAAUGAAAUUCAAAAGAAGGAUGUAGUGUGCAGUAGUGUUCGUGAGAAUGAAUCAUGUAUUUUGGGAAAAAAUAAUAAAUAUUCAAAGCAAAAAAGAAAUAGUAAACAGCUUACACCAAGAAAAUCCUUAAAUGCAGAAGAAGUGCUAAAAGAAAUUCAUGAUGAGACUUACUCAGUUAGCAUAACUAAGGAGAGAGAUUCUGAAACCGUUGGAUUUUCUCCUGGGUAUAGUAAUUCCAAAAGCCCCAAAGGGAGUGUUAGACAAAGUAAAAAAAAUUCAAAUAAAAAUCCAUUAUCAGAGUUAUUAGCUCCGGAAAGGUUAACACCGAAAGAUGAAUCUUCUGCUAGCCAUAAACAUCACUCUGGAGCGCGAAGGGGAAGACGAAUGAGCUCUGGCAAAGUGGCUGAAGAAACACUGGAGAGAGCUCCAUCUCAAGAACAUUACAAGAAUGUAGAUAUUAAAGGUAGCGAUGUUAAAGAAAAGCUGAGCACAGAGAACAACCAACAGAAAUUAGAGGUGGAAGAUGCUAAUAUUGUACUGGGACCUCACAGAUUGUCAUCAAAAAGAAGGUGCUCUGAAAGUGUUGCACUUCUGAGAGAUGAUGAAGUUGCAUCAGAAAGAAAUAUUUCUAGCCUACCUACUGAAGAGAAAAAGUCAGGUGAGACAAAGAGGUUACCUGAAAAGCGGAAAAGUGGAGAGCUUGAGUCAUUACAUCAGCCUUUUGGGAAAAGAAAGAGAGUGUCCUUUGGUGGUCAUCUCAGUCCUGAACUUUUUGAUAAAAGUCUACCACCCAAUUCACCACUUAGAAGAGGUGCAAUUCCAGCAAGGUUAAGCUUACCAUUUGGAAAUUCACCUCGUGCAGUUCUGAAGAAGGGACAGGGAUUCAAACGUCUUGUAAUCAAGGAUCUUUCAGAGCAUUUGCAGAGACAAAAAUCAUCACAAAAAAACUUGCCCGCCAGGAGGUCCCCGGCUGCCUCGCCGCCCGCCAGGAGGUCCCCGGCUGCCUCGCCGCCCGCCAGGAGGUCCCCGGCUGCCUCGCCGCCUGCCCUUGAAAAAAUAUCACCUAAGCUCACUGCAAACUCCCCAUCAAAUACACCAUUCACAAAAGGACGUUUCUCUAUUUCUCACAUUAGCACACUAUCUCCUACUUCAAAGGAGCAGGGUACUGCUGCAACAGAAGUUAAGGGAAGUGAUGGAGAUUUUACUGGAGUCAAGACACCUGAACCUUUUCAUAUUAACCAGGAACAUCAGGUGUCUGUGCCAACUACACCUAAACAAUUAAUAAGGCGUAGUAUAAGAUUUUCUGCAAAGAGAACUCCCAUGAAGAGGAGGAGCGAUGCUGUGGAAAUAAUUCAUUCUAAAAGAAGAAGUGGUGCUUCUAAAGCCAAUUUGCUAGUUGCAAAAUCUUGGGCAGAAGUGGUGAAGUUCGGUGUUGCAAGACCACAAAUAAAAGCUGUUAAAAAAUAUGUUCUCAAAGGAAAAUCAACCAAGAAGUUAACAAAAUCACCAAAGACUCCAGCAAGAAAAGUAAAGGGUCAUUUUAGUACAGGUCAUGCAGAUUCUCCAGCUACAAUAGUGAUAGGAAGAGCUCAUACCACCACAGUGAAGCUGAUUGGAGAGGCCCCUAGAGUGGUCAAGAAUUGUGCUUUGAAACCAAACAUGGAUAUAAAUGAAAGCUUCACAGGAAUGACUGAGAUGUUUAGAACUCCAGUAGAUGAAAAUCAAAGAAGUCCGUCUUUGUCUGCUGCUCACAAGACUGAUUUUACACCAUCAUGUGCUGACGUAGAAGGCUCUGAGGUACACACUCCAGAGGAAUCUGGAGAGAUGGUAAUAUCACCAUUAAGUACCUCAGGCAUGUCACAACAGAGAAAAGAUUGUCAAGAUGUUGUAUCUUGCUUCCUGAGGGUGGAGAAGUCUCCAAAUUCUGCUUUUGUGGCUGUUAAGUUAAAGCAGACUCCUAAAAAAGAGAGAACUGUACUGGAAAAGAAGGUGGAAAUGAAUAAUCUGUUAGUAAUGCCAGAAAAGCAUGCAACUGAGAUGAGAGUGGGAGCUAAAAGGCUUGUGAAGACUCCAAAGCAAAAGAUGGAACCCGUCGAGGCCCUCUCGGGCGUCAAAAGGCUCUUGAGGACUCCAAAGCAAAAGAUGGAACCCGUCGAGGCCCUCUCGGGCGUCAAAAGGCUCUUGAGGACUCCAAAGCAAAAGAGCGAACCUGUCGAGGCUCUCUCGGGCGUCAAAAGACUUUUGAGGACUCCAAAGCAAAAGACCGAACCUGUUGAGGCUCUCUCAGGCAUCAAAAGGCUCUUGAGGACUCCAGAGCAGAAGAUGGAACCUCUUACAGAUGAAAUUGCCUUAAAAAGAUUACUAAAGACUCCAGCACAAAAAAAGCAAGUAGUAAAUGAUCUGAUGGGAGUUUGUUUUAUGAAGAGAACACAAAAGCAGAAAUGUCAGCCAGCAGAAGACAUGAUAGGGAUCAGCCAUAUGAAAACAUCUAAGCAGAGAAUCCAAUCAGAAGAUACGAUAGGAAUCAAAAGGCUAUUGAAGACAUCAAAUGAAAGAGUUGAACCAGUAGAAGACAUGUUUGGUAUCAGCAGACUACUAAGGACACCAAGGGAAAAAUAUCUACCUGUUGAUGACUUUGUGGGACUGCAAAAACUUAUGGCUGAGCCUAAACUAAAAUAUUCAAAUUCUGAACUGGAUUAUGCUGGUGUUAAAGAAAUGUUUGAUACACCAAAGGAAAUUAAGGUCAAAGUUACGGAUCUCAUGCAAGAAAAUAAUUCUCUUCAUAUUGAUCCUAAAAGUGAACAUGAAUCCAGAGGAAAUUAUGAAAGAGAACUGAAGCGAGAGAAAAAAAUGGAAGAUUCACUUGAAAAAACAUCACUCCCAUUUGUGAGAUCAAGGAAUAGAAACAUUAAAAAUGAACAAGAAUUGCAAGAAAGCCUUGAACAUGCAUGUAUUUCACCUAAGGCGUCAGAAAUUGUGAAAAAUAUAGAAAAUAUUGAAAAAGAAAAAAUGAGUGAUAGCUCUCAGACAGAGAGCCAUAAUCUCUCAAAUUCAGUAAUCUCUCUUUUACUUGCCAAAAUAGAUCCAGUUCAGGAACCAGCUAUGCAAUUGCAAAGAGAAUUAAACCAAGAUUUGAAAGAUAGUGAUGAUAAAGAAUUGUUUUUUGAAAAUUCUGUUGCCCCACAAUUAAAUCUUAUCCAGGAAUCUAUCGAUUUGUCCAGUAAAGACAAAAAAUCUGCAAGGGCAAAACAGCAGAAAAUAGAAAUAAAAGAGAACCCCUUGUCGCUAAGAGAAUGUGAAGAAAAUCUAAAGAAGAAUGUAAAUGUACUAGAAUUACCAGUUCUGAUGAAAGAGAGGAUUGAAGACCAGAAGGAAGAGGCUGUUGCUUUCACUUCUGUAGUUAAAAAUCUAGGAAGAAAAAAGAGAACCAAUCAGUGUAUGCAAGAAGAAAUUAUUUCAAAAAUUCAUGUUCACAAACAACUUGACAAAAAUAAGGAAGCUGUUUCCUCAGUAGAAAUAAAUGGAACUUUUCAUAGCUCCAGAAGAGGUAAAAGGAGUCUUGAGUCUCAUGAUAAAGAUUCUUUAGUGCUACAAAGAGAAACUACAAGUAUGAAACAGAAUUUGCAGACUGUGCCUCAGUCUGUCACAAAUCAGAUUUUAAUAAUGGAAAAUGAUCAAAGUCUGAAGACAGCAAAUGUAUCUAGUAGCAGUAAAAAUGUAAGAGGGCACCCUCUGCAAACAGGGCUUAUAGCACUUGAAGAUAAGUCUGAUCAAGAUAGUGUACAAAAUAAUGAAAAGGUGGCUCUGUCAGUUAGGAAGAGGUCUACAGGGGAGAAAAAAUUAGAAAUGCUAGAAUCAUUAGUUCCAGCUAAAAGAACCAGAAGAGGGAAAACUGAAGAUAACAAACAGGGAUUUACAGAGGAUGCAAAAGAAAAACCCCAAAGACAGACAACAAGGAACCCUUGUAGAGCAGAAACAGAAAAGUGUAUACAAACAGAUAAAAAGGAUUUUGCCAACAGUAUCAUUGAGGCUGCUGCAGUAAAAGAAUCUGAAAUCAAUAAAUCAACCCUUGAAAUUAUGGUAACAGAGAUGAAAGGAAGAAAAUCUUUAAGAGUAAAAUCAAGAAAGCAAUUAGAGGAAACAAAGAACGUAAGUACAGAGAUGGGACCUGAAAAUGUAAGAUGUGUCCAGGAAACCAAGAAAACAUCAAAAGAAACUGUAGUUAAAACACACAAAUCUAUAAAAAAUGAGACCAAAGCAUCUCAGGGAAACAAGGAAGCAGAAACAGGUCAAAGCUUAAAGUUAAAGAAGUCACAUUUUGAAAACACAAAUGAAGCACCACUUGAUGUUCGUAGCUUGCAAGCAAACAGGAAUUCAAUACAAAAAACUAAUCAAACACAUGGAAAUAAGAGAGGUCAAAAAGGUAUGUUGGACAUUAAGGAAGGUGAAUUUGCCAAGAAUGAAAAAAUGAUACCACAGAAUAUAUCAGAAACUGAACCAGAGACAAUUUCUACAAAAGACUCCCUAGGAUCUCUACAGACAGUGCAAAGUUCCAAAACCAAGGAAGCCUCAAACAAUCCAACUGCUGCAAUGGUAUACGGUCCUAAAGAUGAUGAGAGAACUGUUUUUAGACGUGGAAAGAGUAUAAGGAAAAGUGAUGGCAAACAGGAAGCAUCUGAAACCAAACAGAUAGAGAUUUUAGAAAAUAAUCCUACAGAAGCAAAUGAAAAUAUACCAAGAAGGGACAGAGGGAAAAAAGUUCAUUUUGAACUUGAGGAAGCCAGUUCUGCUUCUCUCAGAGGAAAACAAAUUUUACCUGAAGGUAAUGAUAAAGACCAAAAUGAGACUUCAGAAAACAUUCCUUCUCAAGCAAAUGAAAAUCUCUCAAGAAGGGGCAGAAGGAAAGAGGUUGAUCUCUCACCACAUGCAGUUAGUUCCACUUCUCUUAGAGAAAAAUACAGCUUGCCAGAAAGUGAUGCCAAAAAAGAAGCUGCUAAAAAAGACCAAGAUGCAGCUUUGGAAUCUACUGCUUCCCCAGCGAAAGAGAAUACAUCUAGAAGAGGCAGAAGGAAACAGGUUGAUCAUAAAGUGCUAGCAGCUAAUUCCACUUCUUUUGGACGAAAAUUCAGCUUGCCAGGAGAUGAAAAUGUGCCAUUGGAAGCUAUUAUUUCACCUACAAAAGAGAAACUAUCAAGAAGGGGCAGAAGAAACCAAGUUUCUCUCACAUCUCAGGCAGCUAGUUGCACUUCUCUCCAAGGAAAAAGCAGCUUGCCAGAAAAUGAUGGUAAAGAGAAGGUCCCUAAAGAAGACCAAAAUGUGCCUUUGGAAAAUAGUACUGAGGCAAAAGCUAAUCCACCAAGAAAGGGCAGAAGGAAACAGGUUGAUCUCACAACACAGGCAGCUAGUUCCACUUCUCUCCGAGGAAAAAGCAGCUUGCCAGAAAAUGAUGGUAAAGAGAAUGUUCCAAAAGAAGACCAAAAUGUGCCUUUGGAAAACAUUACUUCCCAGGCAUCAAAAAGGGGCAGAAGGAAACAGGUUGAUCUCACAACACAGGCAGCUAAUUCCGCUUCUCUCCGAGGAAAAAGCAGCUUGCCAGAAAAUGAUGGUAAAGAGAAGGGUCCUAAAGAAGACCAAAAUGUGCCUUUGGGAAAUACAACCAAGUCAAAAGCUAAUUCACCAAGAAAGGGCAGAAGGAAACAGGUUGAGCUCACAACACAGGCAGCUAGUUCCACUUCUCUCCGAGGAAAAAGCAGCUUGCCAGAAAAUGAUGGUAAAGAGAAUGUUCCUAAAGAAGACCAAAAUGUGCCUUUGGGAAAGACUACCGAGGCAAAAGCUAAUCCACCAAGAAAGGGCAGAAGGAAACAGAUUGAACUCACAACACAGACAGCUACUUCCUUUUCUCUCCGAGGAAAAAGCAACUUGCCAGAAAAUGAUGGUAAAGAGAAGGUUCCAAAAGAAGACCAAAAUGUGCCUUUGGAAAAUAUUACUUCCCAGGCAUCAAAAAGGGGCAGAAGGAAACUAGUUGAUCUCACAACACAGGCAUCUAGUUCCACUUCUCUCCGAGGAAAAAGCAGCUUGCCAGAGAAGGUUCCUAAAGAAGGCCAAAAUGUGCCUUUGGAAAAUAUUACUUCCCAGGCAUCAAAAAGGGGCAGAAGGAAACAGGUUGAUCUCACAUCACAGGCAGCUAGUUCCACUUCUCUCCGAGGAAAAAGCAGCUUGCCAGAGAAGGUUCCUAAAGAAGGCCAAAAUGUGCCUUUGGAAAAUAUUACUUCCCAGGCAUCAAAAAGGGGCAGAAGGAAACAGGUUGAUCUCACGUCACAGGCAGCUAGUUCCACUUCUCUCCGAGGAAAAAGCAGCUUGCCAGAAAGUGAUGGUAAAGAGAAGGUUCCUAAAGAAGACCAAAAUGUGCCUUUGGAAAAUACAACUGAGGCAAAAGCUAAUCCAUCAAGAAAGGGCAGAAGGAAACAGGUUGAUCUCACACCUCAAGCAGCUAGUUCCACUUCUCUCAGGGGAAAACGCCACUUGCCCGAGGAUGAAAAGGCAGCCAAAAAAUUAAAAUCAGAGUGUGGUGAAAGUAUAACUCUGCAGAAAGAAACAAGAAACAAAACUAAAGGAGAACUUGGCCAAGGUGGUAUAAGCAUGAUUCAGAGUGCUGGAGGAACAGAAAGGAAAACAAGAACAAGUGCAAGAACAAGAAAAUAACCUCUUUAAUAGUUGUAGAGCCAGUUUUGAAUUUUUUUCAGUAUUUGAUUUUGCAUUUUUUUACGUACUUAGAUUUGAUAGAGUUGUAAAGCAUUCCGUGAAUUUAGGUAUAAUGGAGAUAUGUUUAUCUGUUUAUAUAAGUAGAAGAGAUACCUCUUUAAAUGGCAUAAUUCAGCCAAAUAUAUUUGCUUUCCAAACUGUUGUGAGCUUGUGCAAAUUACAGCAACCAAAAAAAUUUGUGUGCCAACACUGAUGCCUCCUUUCAUUGAUGAUCAUUUCAGCAGUCUGGAAGUUGUAUUACUUUGCUGAAUCUGCCCAUAUGUAAUUGUACGUUCUUAUCUAGUUAGCUUAAUUUUGGGAUACUGAAGUUUUAUUUUUUCAUGAAAGUUCUGUAAAUAUCCUUUUAAAAAAGUCUACAGGUUUUUAUUGGCAAAACUAUUAUGUGGGAAUUCUGAUUUAACAGCUUAAAUUGACUACUGCAAAAAAUGCAAAUAGAUUUUUAUAAGAGUUAAUAAAUUUUGUAAAUGUUAA
This is a messenger RNA of Gopherus evgoodei (Goodes thornscrub tortoise), 8490 nucleotides long. RefSeq names its product marker of proliferation Ki-67 (gene MKI67). Lineage: Eukaryota; Metazoa; Chordata; Testudines; Testudinidae. The record is from RefSeq and is a predicted model, not a curated record. Gene Ontology annotation, cellular component: nucleus; chromosome. Gene Ontology annotation, biological process: regulation of chromosome segregation; regulation of mitotic nuclear division. Gene Ontology annotation, molecular function: protein binding.